Molecule: messenger RNA, 330 nt
Organism: Striga asiatica
Lineage: Eukaryota; Viridiplantae; Streptophyta; Magnoliopsida; Lamiales; Orobanchaceae
Source: the annotation of a GenBank genome assembly
AUGUCGAGAAAUUUGGGUGUUAUUUUUGUGGAUGGAUCGACCGCCGGCGACGGCAGGGCCGAUGGGGAUGGAUUUACCGAAGCAUUCGCUAGACGUUUUCGUAAUUUUCAUGGAGCAGUGCCUUACCGGACUGAAGAUCUCAAAAGUCCUUUCUCCGUCGGAUCUCAAUAUUUUCUUUUUGCUUUUGUGAAUAUUGAUCGCGAACUCUCAAGCAAAGGAGGUGCCGCCGGUGCAAGACUGAGUGUUGCCGAAAGAAUUGAGACCUCGAAAGUUGGGAUCGUUCUGAAUUUUCUCUCUUCUCAUACCCGCACUCCAUCUUUUUUCUCUUAA